AUGUUGUCCAAACCAAGCGUUGAACGCGCCAGUGCCCUUGCAUUGCUAGGGCUUGUUGGUACUGCCUCCCUGGUAUCUGCGGGUCCCUGUGAUAUCUACUCAUCCGGAGGUACUCCCUGCAUCGCCGCACACAGCACUACUCGCGCCUUGUAUAGCUCCUACAGCAGUGCACUCUACCAGGUUCAACGUGGUUCUGAUAGCACCACAAAGGACAUUUCGCCUCUGUCUGCCGGCGGUGUUGCAAAUGCUGCAGCUCAAGACACCUUCUGUGCCAAUACGACAUGCGUUAUCACAAUCAUUUAUGACCAGUCUGGCAAGGGAAACCACCUCACCCAAGCGCCACCCGGUGGAUUCCAGGGACCAGAGUCCGACGGGUAUGAUAACUUGGCCGGUGCCAUUGGUGCACCUGUUACUUUGAAUGGUCAAAAGGCAUAUGGUGUCUUUGUCUCUCCCGGUACUGGCUAUCGCAACAAUGUCGCUACCGGCACAGCUACAGGUGACGCAGCGGAGGGCAUGUACGCCGUCCUUGAUGGGACUCACUACAAUGACGGUUGCUGCUUCGACUACGGCAAUGCUGAAACCUCCAGCACUGAUACAGGAAAUGGCCACAUGGAGGCCAUCUAUUUUGGCGACAAUACUGCCUGGGGCUAUGGUACUGGUAGUGGACCUUGGUUUAUGGCCGAUCUCGAAAAUGGCUUAUUCUCCGGCUCCAGCUCCACGCUGAACUCUGCCGACCCGUCCAUUUCAUACCGUUUCUUUACUACAGCUUUGAAGGGUGGUGCAAACAAAUGGGCCCUGCGUGGUGGUAACGCUGCGUCCGGCUCACUGUCGACAUACUAUAGUGGCGUACGUCCCACUGCGUCUGGUUACAACCCUAUGAGCAAGGAGGGUGCCAUUAUCCUCGGUAUUGGUGGUGACAACAGUGUUAGUGCCCAGGGAACUUUCUACGAAGGAGUGAUGACUUCUGGCUAUCCGUCAGACGCCACUGAAAACUCGGUGCAGGCCAACAUUGUGGCGGCGAAAUAUGCUACUACUUCUCUUACCAGUGGCACAGCACUCACUGUCGGUAACUCGAUUUCCCUGAGAGCCACUACAACUGGGUAUACUACACGCUACAUUGCCCACACUGGUUCCACCGUCAACACUCAGGUUGUCACAUCAUCAAGCACCACCGCAUUGAAGCAGCAGGCUAGUUGGACAGUUCGGACUGGCCUGGGAAAUAGCGCUUGCUUCUCAUUCGAGUCUGUUGACACUCCUGGAAGCUACAUUCGGCACUCUGGCUUCGCGCUUUUGGUUAACGCCAGUGAUGGUACCAAGCUGUUUAAUGAAGACGCGACCUUCUGCCCACAGAGUGGCCUCAGUGGCACGGGUAGUUCCCUUCGUUCUUGGAGCUAUCCCACACGCUGGUUCCGUCAUUAUGAAAAUGUUCUUUAUAUUGCGAGCAACGGCGGUGUUCACACGUUUGACUCUGCCACUUCGUUCAAUGCUGAUGUCAGCUGGGUCAUUAGCACUGGAUUUGCUUGA
Molecule: messenger RNA, 1524 nt
Organism: Penicillium cosmopolitanum
Lineage: Eukaryota; Fungi; Ascomycota; Eurotiomycetes; Eurotiales; Aspergillaceae
Product: alpha-L-arabinofuranosidase B
Exons: 1
Coding region: 1-1524 (507 amino acids)
Biological process (GO): pectin catabolic process; L-arabinose metabolic process; arabinan metabolic process
Molecular function (GO): alpha-L-arabinofuranosidase activity
Source: RefSeq, a predicted model, not a curated record